UACAAAGGGUACGUUUUAGUCUCUUGACUUCCCGUAUGCUGAGAAGAAACUGUGGGGUUUUAUUUUAGCAAACCAUCGACGUUUUGGAUUGUUUGCCAAGAGCUAAUCUUUAUUCAGAUGUCCAUCCAUUCAACGAGGAAACUUUGAUUGCAUCUGAUAUUGUUUGAAGAAGGAGGACGGUGACUUCGAUCGAGUAUGCAAGAAAUCAUCUCAAGGUGACAUUCGAAGAUCUGGAAGCUAAUUGGUAGCAGCUAUCGCGAGAUAUUAAGCCAACGCACGGGAAAUGACUGAGCGAGUUAAUUUGUGGUUUCUCCAGAAGUUUGGCUAUAAAGGAUCCUUUAAGAAUUUUAUGGCAGCUUGAUGAUUUAGCUACAGGUGUGCACAAUGUCUGAAGAAGCAAGUGAUGAUACUGGUUGUGUCAUGAACCAGGAAACUAAUCCAGAAGAAAAAUGUUCCCAAGAACUUUCACACACUGAUGAUGCAACUCCUGAUGAGCUGUUUGAGUCGUUCAUGGAGAUUGCCAACAAUCCCGAACUCCACAAUGAACAGACAGACACACAGAAGGAUACAACAGGAGAAACAAUAGGGGCUUCUGUUCCUUGUGCUGGUGAGGUCAAAGACAUCAACAGCGGUGCAAAUGGAGAGAGAGAGACUGUCAGUGAUCAAGAGAUUAUAAAUGCUGUUUCUGAUCCUUCUGUUUCACAACUUCCAGAUUUCAAUAGCAGCUCGGAUGAACCGCAGACAGAUGUGCUGAAUGGAACAAAUGAUCAACGUGGAACAACGGAGACUGACAAGAAAAGUACUCCAAAUGGAACACCUGAUCAGAGUGAAUCAACAACCAGAGAGAUUUCUGAUCCUAUUUCUUCACAGGCUACAGAUGUCAGUAGUGGUACUGGAGAACAGUCUAUGUGUGCUCAAACAAGUAGUAAUGUAGAGACACUUGAUUCUACAGCAUCGGACACUGCUGAUGAGCACUUAAAUUCUGGUGAUAAUGCUGUGCAAAGUGCCACAGAAGGACCAGUAGCAAGCAGUGAGGAGGUCUUGGCAAAUCCUGUAUGUGACGAAACCAAACCUGAGGAACUAAGCGCCCCAACUGCUAGUUUACAAUCAAGUUCUGAUAUCACAAAUGAAGUAAAUAGAACUGAAGAACUAAGUUGUGGAACCAAAAAUUUGGAAGAAGGGACAGAAAGCAAUGACGUAGGAACAACUGAUAAUGAAGUAAUUUCACCUGAUUCAGCAGAAGUUGAUGUUGUCUGUGCUGUUUCUUCAGAUGAUAAAGAAGAGGCCUUGAGUGAAAAUGACCCCAGUACAUCUAAAGCAGAUGUUGCCAAGAGGUUGUCAAAGGCCAUGAUGGAUCUUGUAGGCCUAGAGGAGCAGUUGUCCUCAGCUGUGACAGAGAUGAAACGAUCAAACAGUGUAAAAGGUUCUGCAGAGAACAGCGUUGGAAAAGAAUUUAAUGCAAUUGCAGAGACUCCGGAGGGUCAGACUCUUGAGAAUCAAAUGGAUGGACAGGUUGCCUCUGACACCACUGUCAUGGACACUGCUGAGACAAAAGUGGCGGAUGAAAGAGUAGUGAAUAAAGGUGCUGCAGAUGAAGAAUCUAAUGUCCUGCCUGUCCAAGAAAAUGAUGUAAAGGCAGCUGAUGGUGAGACAGAUGUAGAUUUAAAUGCAGUCACUGUUCACUCGGGUACUGACGAAACUUUGGUGGAAGAUACUGACAAGAUUUGUAAAGAUGCAGUACCUGUAGAUAACAUCCAUAGUGAGAGCAAGGGAACUGAAGUGGAUGUUGUAGAAGUACAGGAGAUUAAAAUGGAAAACUCUGUGUCAGAUAAUCAAGAUAUACCAGGUAAUGAAGAUAUACCAACUAAUGAAGAUACAAAAGUUGAGAGUAAUGAAGUGGGUAAGAGUGAAACAUCUGAUGCAGAAGUAAACACUGGACACACAGUCGAUGAGAAAGAACCAUUGUGCACUGAGGAAUCACAUGGAGAAACAAUAGCUAGGGAUUCUAAUAAUGACACAGAAGAGAAGUCAGAUUGUGUGGAUAAACUUGACAUGGAAGUUGCAAAGGCUUGCACACCUAUACCUGACAUUGAAGUUACUACUGAUGAAAGUGGAAUUCCAGAGAAUAAAGGCCUGGAUUCCUUGGACAAUGAAGGCAGUUCUAACAUGUCAGAGGAUGGCAUUGAUUCUGACACACCUUCUGAUUAUGGUGAUGAUGAUGAGGAUGGCACAUUCGAUCCUGACAGUCAUGGAGCAUCUAGAAAGUCCUGGCACCUAGAAACAGACCGGGAUCGCUUGUCAUCAGACUCCUCAACUGUUUCAGAGAGGGACUUCAAGGAAAGUUUUGACAAAGGUGAUAAUGCAGAUGGAAAAUCUCCCAAAGAUGAUUAUAUCAGAGGACACCUGCUAAAGAUGGGUGGUACUGGCUUAACACCCAAAAAUUGGCGGAAAAGAUGGUUUGUGCUACGAAGGGAUAACUGUCUCUACUACUACAAACAAUCUAAAGACAAGGUUCCCUGUGGUGUUAUCAUUAUGGCAAACUACUCUGUCUCAAAAGCACCAGAAGUAAACAAGGAUCACUGCCUCAAGCUGACCAAAGGAGGUGCAAGGACAUACUACAUGUGUGCAGGAAGUGACAUGGACAUGAAGAAGUGGAUCAUGGCUAUGACGGACGCUAUCAAAGGAUCUUCAGGCAGUUCCAAUCCAUUUAACCUUUUUGAAGGCAAUGUACACAACGUCAGUAUCCCUGCUCUGUCAAUCAGAGACCCUGAUUGCCAUGGUUACCUCUUUAAACAAGGACACAACAUCAAGACUUGGAGACGCCGCUACUUUGUCCUGAAGAAUGGUUUUCUCUACUAUUAUUCAGACAUGUCUAACACUGUUGCUCUGGGUGUGGCUAAGCUGCUUGAUUACACAAUUCAAGUGGGGGACCACACAGGCAAGAAAUUUUGCUUCAGUGCUGUUUCCUCUGAGGCAUCAUUAAGGACUUACAACUUAGCUGCCGAGAGUGAAAUGGAUAGAACUAGGUGGUUAUCAAAACUGGAGGAGUCCAUCAAGAAAGGGUCAUUAGUCAGCUCUUAGGUCUUACGAUGGUGUGCAGUUCUACCAAGGAGAAUCAUUUCUGCUAGUCUAAUGGAUGAAAAAAAUUCAAACCAGAGAUGAGGGAUGUUGCUAAUGAGCUUCUGGGCUUCCUCUAUAUUUCCUAUAUGGGAACUUGACCUUUUUUAAAAAGAAAUUAUUAAAUGACUUUUAUCUCUCAUUACAAGUAUCGGUCAAUUCCAGUAGUGUCCAUCCCCCUGCCAAUAGUCAGGCUUUUGCUCUCAUCUUAAUCCCAGUGGUGGGGUAUUUGAAAUUUUUGUACUACUGCUUGAUUGCAGGUGCCUGUAGAGAAAAAUUCACUAACAUUCCAGUUUUUUAGAGGAUUUUCUCAUGACUGAUGAAAUUAACCUGUCAGAUAUUUGCAUAAGAACUAUGUAGUUGUGGCUUGGAGGUUUUCACUAUUGUGUUUGUGAUCAUUUCGCUUAUUUUGUCAAUUUGUAGUACCAAUUCACUGGUCACAGUUAGUUUUAGAAAUUAAAUAUUAUUUAACAAUUAGAUUAUGAGCUCGAGAUUUCUAUUAGUUCAAAGUUGAUGAGGCCAAAGGCCGAAGCAACUAUCACCUAAUAGCAAUUGAGAGCGAAUAAUCUAAUUGUUUUUAGAAUUCUAACUAAAAUUUACUUGAAAUAACAGUUUCCAAUUAUUUCUCUAUGUAUUAUUUUAUUUUGUGCCUCAGAAAGAUUGUUCCAGGAUUGAAUUGUCAUUUGAAAUUACAGUUGUGUGUGUGUGCAUCAUUUUUUUCAAAAAUUUCAAGUUUUUAAAAGUCAAAGAAACUGUAAACGUCCUUGUUUUGGUCUUCUCAGAAAUUUAAUAUUUAUCAUGAUUUUGCAUCAAAAUGUUCUUUGGAAAAACAAAA
Orbicella faveolata is the source of this 3952-nucleotide messenger RNA. RefSeq lists its product as uncharacterized. NCBI's taxonomy places the organism in Eukaryota, Metazoa, Cnidaria, Anthozoa, Scleractinia, Merulinidae. The record is from RefSeq and is a predicted model, not a curated record.